AUGGCCAGGAGACCCAGAACUGACAGUGGCAGCGCGCCUUCCAGCUCUAUGACCGGCCAGGUCACGCCUCGACGACGUGCGACUUUACGAGACCUCCAAUCGUCGACAGUGGACGGGAUCGAACCCCGUCCAAAGGAAAUCAACGCUGCGCCUUCGCUCGAAAAGGCACAAAUGUAUGGGAUAGACAAUGAGAGGCCUACGUCUUCCAAAAUCAUGGCAUUGAUUGGACGGAUAUUCAUCGAGACUAUACCGCAAUGGCUGGCUGUUGGGGUUAUGCUCGGGCUCAUCUUUGGCGGCUGCUGUUCAAAUGUUUUCGCGUUGGAAGCAAUUAUCAAACCGAAUCCAGAUAGUGGCACCCUACUCACCUUUGUCCAAUUUAUCUUCAUCGCAUCGAUCGGCUACACCUCGCAGUUCGAUAUCAAACGUCCGCCCCUUUUUCUCAAGCCGAACCGCGUCCCGAUCAAGCGCUGGCUUGUAAACAUUGCCCUAUUCUUCACAAUUAAUGUUCUGAACAAUCAUGCAUUCAGCUACAACAUAUCUGUGCCCAUACAUAUCAUAUUACGCUCUGGAGGGAGCAUAACUACAAUUGGCGUAGGAUAUCUGUUUGGAAAGCGCUUUUCCCGCAUACAAAUUGUGUCCGUACUACUUCUCACUGUUGGUGUUAUCAUUGCCGCAUGGUCAGAUGUUCAAUCCAAGGAGAAGACCACAGACACGAAGCAAGGGCUGCCACCAUUCAGCGUCGGCCUCAUUAUUCUGUUCAUCGCACAAGUCCUAUCGGCCAUUAUGGGGCUCUACACCGAAGAAACAUACCGAGAGUAUGGCCCCCAGUGGAAAGAAAACCUCUUUUACUCACACUUCAUCUCACUACCACUAUUCAUUCCGUUCUUCCCAUCGAUGAUGAGGCAGUUUCUACGAUUGGCCGCCUCCGAGCCAUUGACCAUGCCUUGGUCCGAACCAGCUGCCCUCGGGGGGUUAUCGCAAGGCUUCAAAGCUGGCGUAUCCGGGAUUUACAUUCCAAGUCAGCUUGCAUACCUGGUCGUCAACGUGCUGACCCAGUACGCUUGCAUCCGUGGAGUCAAUCUUCUUGCCUCUGCAUCCUCUGCGUUGACAGUGACCAUCGUCCUAAACGUGCGGAAGCUAGUCAGUUUGCUGCUCAGCAUUUGGUUGUUUGGCAAUAGAUUGUCAUUCGGGACGCUCAUUGGAGCCACGAUUGUUUUCAGUGCGGGGGGAAUGUACUCAUUAGACAAAGGGCCAAGGGGAAGGCUUAGACCUGUCACUGCCAGUGUCAGCAUCAAUGGCAAGGCGGGAUAA
Molecule: messenger RNA, 1311 nt
Organism: Pseudogymnoascus destructans
Lineage: Eukaryota; Fungi; Ascomycota; Leotiomycetes; Thelebolales; Thelebolaceae
Gene: YEA4
Product: golgi uridine diphosphate-N- acetylglucosamine transporter
Exons: 5
Coding region: 1-1311 (436 amino acids)
Biological process (GO): transmembrane transport
Cellular component (GO): Golgi membrane; endoplasmic reticulum membrane
Molecular function (GO): UDP-N-acetylglucosamine transmembrane transporter activity
Source: RefSeq, a predicted model, not a curated record